AUGCACUAUUGGACGGGUGGGCAGUGUAGGAACGGCAACUGCUCAUGGGUAGAUGGCUCAUCGUUUGACUUCGAAAACUUUGGAGAAGGAAAAUCCUAUUCCCAUGACCAGUGUAUAGUUUCGUCGUUCGAGGAAGGUAGAUGGAGUGUCGCAGACUGCAAUGAGGAAAAUUGCUUCGUCUGCGAAACACGUGUUGCAAUGAGCGACUGUGCUGACUGGUAUAGUGCUGGCUAUACAGAAGAUGGUGUGUACAACAUCGUUGUCAAAGGCAAGUUCUACAAAGUCUACUGUGACAUGCAUACUGCUGGAGGAGGAUGGGUCAUGUUUCAGAGAAGGGUAGACAGCAGCGAUUCGUUCUGGGACCACAACUGGACCGAGUACAGAAAAGGAUUCGGAAAAAUGGGGCCGAACACUAACUUUUGGAUGGGUAACGAACUUCUCCAUCAGCUAACUGCGAAGGACCGCAAUGUUACUUUGAGAGUGGAGAUGAGGGGAGACAGAACACCUAACGCGAAAAAUCCCGAUGGAUACUGGUGGAAUCACUAUUUCGAGUUCCAGAUUGGACCUGAAGAAACGGGCUACACUCUUGACGGACUCGCCAUCAAUUGGCGCAAUGUUGAAGGUAAUGCCUCGACUGGAUGGUACGACAUGACGUACUCCGUUGGAGCUAAAUUCUCAACCGUCGACAGGAUCAAUGACCCGAGACCUAACUGCGUUACGGAUUAC
Molecule: messenger RNA, 726 nt
Organism: Haemonchus placei
Lineage: Eukaryota; Metazoa; Nematoda; Chromadorea; Rhabditida; Trichostrongylidae
Source: the annotation of a GenBank genome assembly